CCUGCUUGGUGUCUUUAGCGCUUGCCAGCAGAGAAGAGGGCAUCGGGGCCAGCGCUCUGGGCCUCACCACAUGCAGCUGCCACCUGUCUCCAGGGGCUGAGCGCGCUCUCCCUCGCCUCCCUCUGGGGAAGGGGUUACGCUCGUCCUAGCAACGAGCCGUAGGGCCCCGGCACUCGGCUGCCGGCCCCAGGCCCCAGUCGCCCUCCGCGCUCCGCCCGGGCAGCCUGCCAGCGUGGCUCGGUCCGGCGCGCCCCCAGAGCUAGGCAGGCGCGCGCGCGCGCCCCCAGACACACACACGCGCCCCCAGAAACACACACACGCACACACGCGCGCACACACGCGCACACCCCCGUCCCUCUCACUUUCUCUCCCUUCCUGCGCUCUCCGCAGUCUGUCUCUCCCUCGCUCUGGCUCGCGAGCUCCGGCUGCCUCUGCCCGCACCCAGCCUAGCCCAUUCGCAAUGCGAUGCUUACUUGGCCGCCGAGGAGCCGGCGAGUGAUCGGCCGGCAGCGCACCGUCCCCUUUGGCACGGCGAUGUGCGCUCCCGCCGCUGGCGCAGUCGCUGCCUGCUGCAGGGACGCGGAGGCUGGGGCCGGCCGCCCGAGGGAGGAGGCUGAAGCCGCCGCCGCCGCCGCCGCCCUGUCCUCCUCCUCCCGCUGCUGACUUAGAGCCGACGGGCGGAACCGACACCCACACCGGCCGGCCGAAUGGAGGCUCAAGACGGGGCCGGCAUCCUAGAACUGACUAAAGAAAUCCAGUCGUCGCAGACAGCUUUGGUACUACCAGGCCAUGGGACAGGAGAAGAGUCUGGCACCUCCCUGGGAGAGGAGGAGGAGGGAGGGAUUCCCAUCCCUGCUCCUGGGCUCCUGCAGGUCACAGAGAGAAGGCAACCUCUGAGCAGCGUCUCCUCACUGGAGGUCCAUUUUGAUCUCUUGGACCUUACGGAGCUGACAGAUAUGUCUGACCAAGAACUGGCUGAAGUCUUUGCAGACUCUGAUGACGAGAAUGCUGCAAAUGAGUCUCCAGCAGGUUUGCACACACACCAGCUCCCCCGAGCUGGGUACCUGCGCUCCCCCUCCUGGACCCGGACCAAAGCUGAACAAAACAGAGAAAAGAAGCAUCUCAGCGACUCUGAGCUGCAGGCUGGGAUUGUGGACACUUUUCUCACCAUCGAGAGGCCCAAGGAAGACUAGGCUCUUUUCUAACCUGCCCUGGGAGCUGCACGGAGGGGCCAAGAUGGAAAUGGCCACGGUUGCACUCAUCACAAUUCUGGACGGUUUGUGAUGCUGAAAAUAACCUUGACCAGAGAGGCUUUGGCAACACCUGUGGGUCCAAGUUAAUUACUGAGCCCCCCCCUUCAUCUCUGCCCAGACGGCUUUGCUUCCUUCAGUCCCAUUUCCAAGAGGUGGAGUCAACUUGGUAUGAGCCAAACCAUCCCUCCAGGCUGCCAGUGUCCUAGGGUGAUGGUUGGCAGCCAAAGGGAUUGGCAGGAAUUGUGGCACUUUAAACACUCCUUGCUUCCUCUGUCUUGAGGCAUACGCCAGUGGAUCUGAGGGUCCUCAGAGCUGGACUAGUUGCUACAGAAAGUGUAGGCUGCAUUUGCCUUGAACCCAACAUUCUGGAAAGGUAGUCGGAGGAGAGGGAGUGAAAGUCUAAGCCAACAGUGAAGUGCUAUGAGACAAAAGCAAAGCCCAGUCCUGGGGCCCCUUCUGCCAUCCUUUAGUAUAAGCACAGUCUCUUUCCAGUGGCCUUACUCACACCUUCUUCUCUGUGCACUGGAUCAAGACCAACACGUAUUUUCUGUGGAAUUCUAUUGCUCAGAAACCAGGACACCACACCCCUCCUCUGGUCAGAAACUUAGGUCCUGCCAGGCGUCUCCUGGGGGACUGCCUGGUACCCCAGCAAAGCCACAGCAAAAUCCGGAACGGUUCCCGAUGUUACAGGGAUGAGGUGUGGGAAUGACACUAAAAUGGUGGCCACUUCUCUGACAUCUGUGUACUGGUUUAAGGGACCCAGCUUCUCUCUGCUUAUCAACUCUUCUGGAAAGUUCCCCUUUUCAGAACUGGUGCUGUCCAGCUCUCAAAUGAUUCUGGGAAAGGCUGAAGAGUAGAAGACAAAUGGUAACAUUCAAUUCACUUGUUUAUCUCCAGGCUCAAUGGAUGGCCUUUGGCUUCCCUUUUUUCAUGAAAGUGGCACUGAAUUCAGAAACUGGAGUGUUUCUAAGAGUAGCAAGAGGGAAGUUGCAUUUGUGUUCAGAUUCUGAAGGCUACCAGGGGCCCGAGGAUUAGCUUCUGAAGAUAUCCAUACUGAUGUGAUUCUUGCCACACUUUCAGCCAAGGGAGGCAGGCGGAGUUGGUGACCAAUCUUCUCCAGUUCUCUCC
Messenger RNA from Dromiciops gliroides (monito del monte), 2381 nucleotides. It is a transcript of the gene DBNDD1, whose product is annotated as dysbindin domain containing 1. Gene Ontology annotation, cellular component: cytoplasm. The coding region runs from base 708 to 1193 and encodes 161 amino acids. The record is from RefSeq and is a predicted model, not a curated record. NCBI's taxonomy places the organism in Eukaryota, Metazoa, Chordata, Mammalia, Microbiotheria, Microbiotheriidae. The transcript is spliced from 4 exons. Gene Ontology annotation, biological process: negative regulation of protein kinase activity.